AUGUCUCCUGACUUGCUUCCCAAUUAUCUACACCAGAGGCUUCUCCUGGGCAAGGCAAAAACCAAGUACCACUGCUGCUGUAAAACUGACUCCGACGUCGGAGAGAUUGAGGCCAAAUUUGUAUACUGUCAGAAUUUUCAGAACUAUCUUGGUUGGCAUCACCAGGCCCUGAGAGCACAGUGCAGGCCAGCAUUGAAGAUCCCACUUUUCAAGAUGAAGAACCUGAUACUGAUCUUGUGCCUCCUGGAAAUGAGUUCUGCGGUGCCGGUGUUUCCUCAGCAACCUGGGACGCCGGGCAUGGCUAGUUUGAGCCUGGAGACAAUGAGACAGUUGGGCACCUUGCAGGGAUUAAACAUGCUUUCUCAGUAUUCAAGAUUUGGCUUUGGGAAAUCAUUUAAUUCUUUGUGGAUGCAUGGUCUCCUCCCACCACAUUCCUCCUUCCCAUGGCUGAGACCAAGGGAACAUGAAACUCAACAGUAUGAAUAUUCUUUGCCUGUGCACCCCCCACCUCUCCCAUCGCAGCCAUCCCUGCAGCCUCACCAGCCCGGGCAGAAACCUUUCCUCCAUCCGACCGUUGUCACCGCCAUCCAAGACACAAUCCAGAAGGGAGGACCUCAGCCUCCCGUUUACCAGGGACAGCCACCCCUGCAGCAGGAAGAGGGGCCAAUCAUUCAACAGCAGGUGGCACCAUCAGAUAAGCCACCAAAGGCCGAGCUACCAGGAAUGGAUUUUGCUGAUCCACAAGGUCCAUCAAUAUUCUCAAUAGCCCGUUUGAUAUCUCAGGGACCGCUGCCACAAAAUAAACCAUCUCCACUUUAUCCAGGAAUGUUUUACAUGUCUUAUGGAGCAAAUCAAUUGAACGCCCCUACCAGACUGGGCAUCAUGAGCUCAGAAGAAAUGGCGGGAGGCAGAGGAGGCCCCAUGGCCUAUGGAGCCAUGUUCCCAGGAUUCGGAGGCAUGAGGCCGAGCCUCGGAGGGAUGCCUCCCCAUCCAGGCAUGGGUGGGGACUUUACUCUGGAAUUUGACUCCCCAGUUGCUGCAACCAAAGGCCCAGAGAAGGGUGAAGGAAUUGUGCAGAGCUCCCCAGUGCCGGAGGUCAACCCGGCCAACCCAGAAAACCCAGCUCUCCUUCCAGAGGUAGUAGUGCCUAGUGCCCUUGGGGGGCUUCUUGCUCUCCCGAAGGGUGAUAUUCCCAACCUGGCCAGGGGCCCUGCAGGGCACAGCAAGGGAUCCCCCAGGGUUACUCCAGCAGCUGCGGACCCACUGAUGACCCCUGGAUUAGCUGAAGGUUACGAGUCCUAUGGUGCUGACACGACCACACCCUUGGGAGAAACGACCGUGGAUACCACAGUGACCCCAGACACAGAGCAAACAUCGAUGCCGGGAAACAAGGCCCAGCAGCCCCAUAUUAUGCACAAUGCAUGGCAUUUCCAAGAGCCCUGA
Miniopterus natalensis is the source of this 1443-nucleotide messenger RNA. It is a transcript of the gene AMBN, whose product is annotated as ameloblastin. The record is from RefSeq and is a predicted model, not a curated record. NCBI's taxonomy places the organism in Eukaryota, Metazoa, Chordata, Mammalia, Chiroptera, Miniopteridae. Gene Ontology annotation, biological process: cell adhesion; odontogenesis of dentin-containing tooth. Gene Ontology annotation, molecular function: growth factor activity; structural constituent of tooth enamel.